Rhopilema esculentum is the source of this 3420-nucleotide messenger RNA. RefSeq lists its product as uncharacterized. The record is from RefSeq and is a predicted model, not a curated record. Lineage: Eukaryota; Metazoa; Cnidaria; Scyphozoa; Rhizostomeae; Rhizostomatidae.
UCCUAACAAUGAAUUUUUCAGAUGCCAUUUCAUGACCAACUACCGCGUUAAGUCAUAAAAGAAAGCUGAGAAAAACUGGCGAAAAGUUUUUAAAAGUAACUGAUCAGGCGAUAUAAAGAAAGGAUAUUGAUGGAUGGUUAUUAGGCUGUUUUGUUCAUCCAUUAGCCUGCACACCAAAGAAAUGAUAAAGGUUUACAUUUGAUACCAUUAUGGUGAAUGGAGACCAAACAGUGGCUCUGUCAGCGAGCAUCCUUGCGUUACUUGCCUUGAUUUCAGUUUCCAUGUUUGUUUGUAUGUUUCUCGUAUAUUGGAGAUACCGUUCAAACGAGAAGAGGAAAACAAGAUGGACAGGUUCUCCGAGCGAAUUAAGAACUGGGUGGUUGGCAACAGAUCGCAAAAUCCUUGUUCCUGGACAGUUUUCUGCUAAAAUUGUGCAGCCACAAAUUCCUGACACCAGCGACACUUCGGAGGACCUUAUCACAGAAAGCACUGACAGCCAAAAAAGUAGCUUGGAUGAGUGGGGUUCUUGUGGGAAGAUAUUUUUCAUCCUGAGGUAUUUAGUAGAGAGGGAAGAACUUAUGGUGCGACUGGUUCAGCUGGAAGGUUUUCAGAACGCUGACGAUAUCUACAGUGCUGAUAGUGCUUAUGUUGACGUCCAGUUGAGGCAUAUCGGCUCAGACGACGACAAGGAAGGAAUCAAUCCUCCAAAACUUGAUAUAGCUUUGCAGCAAGUCUACUACUUUAUUAUAUCGCAAGAUCAACUCUUUUCCUAUAAAUUGGUUUUCAAAGUUAAUACUUUCGAUGAUGCAUUUCGUCGAACCGUAUCUGGAGAAGUGGAGGUGGACCUUUUCGAAGAGCUCAAGAGACACAUGUUUACUGGUACAGAAGUGAUUCUAUCGAAAGACAUUCGACCGUGUUUAAAGAGCCAGAGUAACUGUGGGAGUGGUAAAGAAAACGUUCAUAAUCAGGCCGACGGCCCCGUAAAAGACGAAAACGAAGCUAACGAGUUGCAAAGAUCUCCAAUUGCAUCGCCCCUUUCUUGGGAUGACCAAUGCGACGUUUCAAGUAAAAGCAGUGGCCUUGUUCCUUAUGAAGAUUUAUCAUCAAAUGGAGUGCAAUGGCACCGUCUCUCUGGUGAUAGCUGGGAAGAAAACGUGUCAAUGAACUGGCCGAAACUAUCCGAUUCCGUUGUAUCGGUUCCAAACUCUUUCCAAUUCAACCGUACCGUAGUGGAUAUUGACCUUGAAGAUGGAAUGUCUGAUGAUGGAUUAAACGUUGAGACUGAUUUUCGAUUAACUAGGCGUUCUAUUUCAGAGAGUUAUAUUCCACACUACGGAAGGCUGUCGCCGCCCCCUAAGAACUUCUACCAUUUGGUACCUUCCCUUGUUACCAAACAGAGAUUUGGGAAUGAAAGUCCGUUCUUUACGAACAAGAAAAUUGAUCCUUGCAAAACAAGUCCGAAUCGCUUAGAGACUUCGUUUACAUUUGACCGUACAGAACGCCCCAAGGUCGAAAGAAAGAGGUCCAGGUCUCUCCCUUCUCUAUCCGACCCGAGGGCUAAGGAUGAUUCAAGCACUGUGUACCAUGAUCCUGUGACCCAGACCUCUCAAGCGCGGAAACGAGCAAAGGCAACUGCAAGCCAUCGCGAGUGAAGUUUCUGCAAGACGAAAAUAAGGCAUAAGGAACAGCACAUCGGUUUUUUGGGAACAUUCCUUAAAAGGUGACAAUCAUCAUUGCAUUGUGUAUUCAAAAGAAUUAAUAUUUAGCGAAAAUUUCAUUUGAACAUCAUAUCACAAAAUUGUAUGUAUGGAUUCUAUAAAUGAAAAUAACAGCACAGAUAUCAUGCGAAAUAUUUUCUCUCCAUGAUAUCCAUACAUACAAUUUUGUGAUAUUAUGUUCACAUGAAAUUUUCGCCAAAUAUUAAUCUUUUUGAAUAAACAAUGCAGCGGACAUUGUCGCCACAAUUUUUGUUUAGAGAGGUAUCGUGUCUUUAGAAUGAAUAGCUGGAGGUGAUAUGUGAUUUUAUAUGAUAUAUGUCAUAUUCGUCGAAUGAUUCAUUAAGUAGCUGCUGGAAUCUUUUUAAGGAUCGUUUUUCGAAACUUAUAUUCCGUUAUUUACUGGCUGGUUAGAUCGUUAUUAGCACAAGGUAACCUCUUCAAACGUACCUCGUCUUAUUUGAUUGUUACAAGUCAUAAAAACCCCUGCUGAAACUAGACAGAGGAUAGAAAUUUGAAGAAACCACUCAUUUAUUUAAUAAUAAAAACAAGCUUCUUUUCUGUCAAAAAAUAUAACUUAGUUUAUCUCUUGGUGGGGUAGGAGUUGGGUGACUGCCAUCCGAAAUCUGGGGAAGUUACAUCUCGAUUUAUCUGCACCCGGGUUGAAAUUACAUUCAUCGUCCUCUUAGUAUUUUUUAAUGGCAGGAAAGUUGUGGGUGGAAAUCAUCGAAUUUUAGAGGACAACAACUUCGAAAUAGCUUAAUGAAUUAGUACAAGGUCCUUUUGGUUGGGUUUCAGGGCUUUAUUGGUUUAUGGAGUUGACAAUAAAAUAUUUAAUUAUUUACGUAGAAUUCCCCGCCAUCCCCAGACCACUGCCGUCCAUCGCAUUGUGAGUUGCUUAUACCAUAGAAUGCAUUCCCCUUUCAAGACAGCAUGCGAAACUUUUCAGGGCAAUUGGAUUAUAAGGGGAUUUUUCUUGACAAUAAAAUGAUUUUUUCCAAAGGCGAACGAGCACAUAUUUAGUCGGUCAUAGAUAAUCGUUUUAUAUGCAUUUCACAUAGAGAUAUUGACCAGGGCUGUAGAAGAAGGGGGCUCGGGGGAGCUCAGCCCCCCUUCCACUUUUCGAAGGGUGGCUGCUCUCCUUCUUGUUUUUUCGGUGUAGUUCUAAAAUUUCAUGGUUAAUUUUUGCCAGGAUCAAAUCUUUGAUUGAUCCGAUAUUGCUUUUUGAUAUUUGCAUUCAUGUGUUAUCUUAGUAGCCCUCUUGAUUGAUAACUGAAAACAUAAUAAAUGCUGGCAAAAUUUUACUACUUUAAAUUCCGUAUUUUUAAGAUGUUUCUACUCAAGCAACGGGUAGACAUUGGAAGAUUCUUUAACUCUAGAAAAAAUGAAAAGAAAUUGAUAUUGAGGAGGCAUGCAAACGAAAAAAAUUGAAACAUUCAUUUUGUAUACAAUAUAGAGGAUGCGCUAUAUCUCCUCUCCCUGUACAUUUUUGGCACUACUUUACAGAGGACCUUUAUUCAUUACAUAAUAAAUCAAUUUUUAGUGCAAUUUCAAUGUAGUUUAAAGUAGACCUGUAUAAAGAAAAUGGACUUUAGCAGUAAAAUUUUAUCUUAUAAAGAUGUUAUAUUUAAAAUUUUUCGUUUUACUGCACGUUUGUAAAGUAUCGUUUAUUUAAUUCAUUCGCGGUAUAACGUUUAUAAUCCUU